AUGAGAGGGCAAUUGGAGUUUGGAAAUGGAAUGAUAAAGAUUGGUGACGUAUGUGUUCAACCACAUUGGGCUUCUGCCGGUGCUACUUGGUACGGCAGUCCAGAUGGUGCCAGUAGCGAUGGUGGAGCAUGUGGGUAUGGAGGGACGGUAUCACAAGACCCAUUCUCCUCAUUUGUUACAGGAAUUGGACCUUCUCUCUAUAAGUCUGGUAAAGGCUGUGGAAGAUGUUAUAAGGUUAAAUGUACAAAACACCCUUCCUGUUCGAAGAAACCGGUGACAGUAGUAAUAACAGAUUAUUGCCCUGGUGGGACUUGUGCUGUUGGAUCUGCACACUUUGAUCUUAGUGGGACUGCAUUUGGUGCCAUGGCAAUUCCUGGCCAAGAAGAACAUUUACGUGAUGCAGGAGUUUUAGAAAUUCGUUAUGCUCGAGUUGCAUGUGAUUAUCCAGGGAGGACAAUAGCUUUUCAUGUUGAUGCAGGUUCAAAUCCUAACUACUUCGCUGUUGUUAUCCAAUCCGAAGAAGGAGAUGGUGAUCUUGCCAGUGUAGAAAUCAUUGAAGAGUCAUUAACAAAUGAUGGUAACGAGGAAUGGUUGUCAUUGCAACAAUCGUGGGGUGCAGAUUGGAAAAUUGAUCCCGGGAGAGAACUACAUGCACCAUUUUCCAUUCGUUUGAGAUCUCAGUAUUCCAAUAACACCUUAGUUGCUAAAAAUGUUAUCCCUGUAGGAUGGAAACCUGGCGCAACAUAUAGGUCCAUGGUUAACUACUAAUAGUUCUCUUUCUUAGAGCAUCUGGAAAAGCUCAAUUAUUAGUAUUUUAAGUUUGAUCUUUUGAUAUUUGCAGUUCAGAUUCUCGUCUUUUUUCUUAGUUGAU
Papaver somniferum (opium poppy) is the source of this 871-nucleotide messenger RNA. Its product is annotated as expansin-B15-like. The transcript has 5 exons. Lineage: Eukaryota; Viridiplantae; Streptophyta; Magnoliopsida; Ranunculales; Papaveraceae. Bases 1 to 768 code for a protein of 255 amino acids. The record is from RefSeq and is a predicted model, not a curated record. Gene Ontology annotation, biological process: sexual reproduction. Gene Ontology annotation, cellular component: extracellular region.